AUGGCAACGCUGCUGAAAGCUUUUGGUCGCUUCUUUACGAAGCAUCCUUUGGCGGGAAAUGGGCUCGUGUAUGGUACACUGUAUGUCGGGGCAGAAUUUUCGCAACAAACAAUUACGCGAAAAUUCUUGAAUGACCCUCCCCAGGCCCUCGAUCAGCCCACGCUUGCGCGAUACGCCGUAAUGGGCACAUUCAUUUACUCACCAAUACUGUACAACUGGUACAAGUGGUUGGAUAAAACCUUCCCCGGCACUACCAAACGAAUAAUCGUGAAGAAACUGCUGCUGGAUCAGUUUGUGCUAACACCUCCACUAUUAGUUAUAUUCUUUACCGGAAUGUCCCUGAUGGAACGACAAACAUCAAUCACCGAAGAGUGCCGCCAAAAAUUUGUGCCCACUUUCGCACGAUCUUGCCUGUUUUGGAUUCCUGCCCAAACACUCAACUUUGUGCUCGUGCCACCAAAAUUUCGCGUUGUCUACGUCGGAUCCUGUGCCUUCGCUUGGGUGAAUAUUUUGUGCUGGGUUAAGCGCCAGAAGAUGAUUAAUUCUAAUUAA
Anopheles maculipalpis is the source of this 552-nucleotide messenger RNA. Its product is annotated as mpv17-like protein. Gene Ontology annotation, cellular component: cytoplasm; membrane. The record is from RefSeq and is a predicted model, not a curated record. Bases 1 to 552 code for a protein of 183 amino acids. The transcript is spliced from 4 exons. NCBI's taxonomy places the organism in Eukaryota, Metazoa, Arthropoda, Insecta, Diptera, Culicidae.